CUUCAACGUAAGCUGUGAGACGAGAAUCCAAGGGAUGAGGAUGAAUCGCACAUUCCCCGUCAAGACUGCCUGCCCUGGACUUGAGACCCUUACUGUGGCCACCAACAUGUCCGACUCAGCUUCUGUCGCUUUUUUAUUUCAGCAGAUCAAUAUCGAGUUUGACUAUGCUGAGAUUCUUAUAAACAAUACAGGAGUCAAUCCUGGUGGCGGAGGCAUACACGAGGAAAGUCCUUUGUCUACCGUGUACAGCAGGCUUUCACACAAACAACAAAAAGUCAACACUCUAAGGAGUUGCCUCCUUUUGGAGUCCUUCAUUAACUCCCUCCCCGAUCCUACAUCGACGCCCGCCACCGUCGUCCCCAUUACAGCCGGCGCUGCCUGGGGCACGUUCCCGACCAUCUCGAGCCAAGCGAACAGCAAGCUCGCCGCUCUUCAGUUCAACACCCACGUAGCCGCUGCGGACCAGAACAUCACGGCCAUCUCCCUGCACCCAGGCCUCAAGGGGACAGACAUGCUGAUGGACGUUUUCGGGCAUUUUAGCCUCGACCCUCCCGUGCAGAACAGAAAGUGA
Molecule: messenger RNA, 571 nt
Organism: Emericellopsis atlantica
Lineage: Eukaryota; Fungi; Ascomycota; Sordariomycetes; Hypocreales; Bionectriaceae
Exons: 2
Coding region: 35-571 (178 amino acids)
Source: RefSeq, a predicted model, not a curated record